AGGGAGGAGGCCCUUUUGGAGGCCGGAACCUUCCAGCCGCUUGUCCCGUUUCCCGCCGGAGCAGCGCGGCGCGGGGCGCUAUGGCAGCGGGGCUGUGGGGCUGGGUGCCCGCCGUGGCGGUGUUGGUGCUGCUCGUGCUGCUGCUCGGUGGCGCACGCCGCCUGCGGCGCCUUACCGCGGCCGGCGGGGUUUGCGCCGAGCUGAGGGGAAGGGCGGGUGGCGUCCGAGCGCUGCUAGUGACGGCGCACCCUGAUGACGAAGCGAUGUUCUUCGCCCCUACGGUGCUCGGCUUGGGCAGAGCCGGUGCCCGCGCCGCGGUGCUGUGCUGCUCCGCAGGAAAUUACUACAAUCAAGGAGAGAUUCGUAAGAAAGAACUAGAACAGAGUUGUUUUCUUCUGGGGAUUCCUGCUUCUGAUGUAACAGUCAUUGAUCACAGGGAUCUUCCGGAUAAUCCCACUGUGGAAUGGGACACACAGCUCCUUGCUACCUUUGUGCUAAAGCAUAUAGAAGCCAAUAACAUCAACCUGGUGGUAACCUUUGAUGCGGGAGGAGUGAGUGGUCAUGCAAACCACAUUUCUCUUUACACUGCUUUAAGAGAGAUCUCCUCCAGAGCUGCUCCUGCCUUUCCCAGGCAUGAGAAGAACUCUUUGCAAGUAUAUCUUGUAUUUUUAGCACCCAUUUGUUUUCUGAAUCAUCUGUGCAAUUCCAAUAACUCUCUGGCUUUCCUUGCUAACAACAUCACAGUGAUUUGCCUUUCCUACUUGCCUAGAGAAAGCUGCAGUGCUACAGAACCUGUACUCUGACCUACUGAGCUGCUCCGGGAAGAUGCUGAAAGUCUUUGAUGCUAUCUGAUGGCUGGAAUUCAGUGUUAGAGGGGAUCAUGGCUUUUCCCAGCAACUUCUGAAAUAGCCUCACAGAAGGCAAAGGGGUGGAGUUCAAGGAAACAGUGUUUGUUUGGGCUAAGCAGGGAGAUGCUUUCCGGCACAGUGUUAUUUGGGGAGUGAGGAACAGAGGUUGAUGACCGAUGCUCACCCUGUUGGCACAGAGGGACCAGAGAGCUUCCAGCUGCCUGGACUUCUGCUCAGUCAAUUGCUGUAUGCUCUGCAAAUAGGAAUGGAGGGUGUAUUGUUAGGUGUCCCUCUAAACCACAAAGAGAUACAGGGAAAACAAGCUAGCAGCUGAAUUAGGUAUGAGAAAGUUAAGGAAAACUCUCAAUUUUGAUCCCGUCUCUACUGUUUUCUCACUUUGUGGCUGUGCAGAAAUCACUUUCCCACCUCAUGCUGUAGGUUGCCCAUGUGUGCUGUAGGUAAACCUCUUCUCAGAGUAUGUUACUAGCAAGUGUUCAUUGCCUGCAAGCCCCUUGAGCUCAGACCUUUAUAUUAGUCCUUAGCCUACAGGAGAACGUUGUCCUGGGCUGAUGAAAUAUGUUGAUAGGGACACCAAAGUAUAAGCAGGCUCUCAUUAACUAAGGGCUGGUUUGUGUCUUGUCUCUAUCCCAAUCCUGACUCAGCAAAAAUAAGCAUGGUGGCCCUGUCAUCUGCAUGUGGCAGGAGUGGUGCUGUGGCCACUGAAAGGUUAAGUUUAUUUUUAGUGGUUUGCUUGUCCUCAUUAUUUUUCAGUUUGUGCUCUGGAGGAAGUAGAGCAUGACUGCAUCACUCCUGAUUUCCAGUGCCCUGAUGAGUUCUCACACAUUGGCCAGUACAGGCAGUGCUGGGAGCAUCUGCUGAGGCUCCCCACAUCCCUCCCUGCCAGCAGGGCUUUGCCAAGCAGUGGUUGCUGCCCCUGGGGCCCCAGUGCUACAUGGCAAGAAAAAGGCAAAUGAACUGUCCCCUCCAGGUAUUGUGUGCAAUCUAUUUAUUAACCAUCUUUAAACAAGGUCUGCAGGGCUCUGCCUCCGCUGUGGCUGGAAGUGGGAAGGGUGAAGCAGAGGGCUGGUGCAGUGAUCCUCAGCUCUUUAGGAUGCUCCCAAUCGGUGGGAGAUAGACUUGUGCCCACUAUCUAAGUGAUUGCUGUCUGCAAGAGCAGGGGUAGGACAGGCUGUGUGACCCAUCCCACAACUCCUUGCUUCAGGAGGUGCAAAUUACUGAACAGCUUCAAGGAACAGAACAGUUCAGGCAAUGGUCGUAGCUGAGCAGAUGCUCAGUAUUAUCUAAGGGCGUAAGUAUUCUUCUAGUGUCUGGAACAGAGGUUAUGUUCAAAGGAGCAGGGACCAUUCAGAAGAAGUGUGCCCUUCCCCUUGGAGCAACCUUCCUCCUGACAGCUUGCAGGGAGUCCAGCUGCUGCUGUGUGUCUGGGCUUCAGAUCUGGGAGGAACUGAGAAAUGCCAGGGUCUGAGGUUGGGUUUUUAUUUCUGCAAGGGACAAAUAAGAAAAAGGCAGGAUGGGAGAGGAGCACAAAUUGCUGUUUGAUUUCAGUCUCCCCUGGGAGUGGGAGUUCUGGCUUCCAGACAGGAAAAAAACUCCAACAACCCAAACCCAAGAAAAUCCCAUUGUAGAAAAGAAGGGUGAAUUGGAAGCAAUCUUCUCCAGCUCUGCUUCUUUCCUUGUCACCUUGGAUUUGGCAGCAUCAUUCUCUCUUAUCCCCUAAAAUAGGAGUUUUCCCUGUGGCCAAGAGAGACUCUAUCCUUUACACGUGUCUACAAGUAAGUGUAGGUCUUGAGUAACAUCAAGGUCACUUUACUCCCCUCUCAGCACUUGGCCGGUCACAGGGCACUACAGCAAUAAGCAUGGUAAACACUGCGUGUCAGGAAUAUUUGAGAACCUCUUUCCUGCACGUUGAAAUGACAGUGUUUGCACUGAGAUCACAUGUAAUAUCCAGGUGGUUUAGUUCUGCAUGAGUCAUUGUGCAUUUUGAUUUUAACCAAGCCCUCUUGCCCAGUAGCCUGACAAAUGGGGGGCUGCUGGUUGUGUUUGCUUGCUUGCUUAGGGUGGAGAGGAAUGGUCUUUGUGAGGGGGAGGAAGGAUUGUACCACUUCUUUUCUUCAGUGAGCUAUCAAAUCCUCUUCAUCCCAGCUAGAACAGAAAAGAAUAGUCCUUGUCUACUUAGGGCAGAGCAAACUGAGUGGAAAAUAGGAGCUGCUAUAUUUAACCACUGUGCAUUAUGUUGUUAUAGCAACUGCAUCCAUAAAACUUAUAUCAAUGAUGCCAUAUAAAAAGCUACAUCAAAGAAUCAUUAGCUGAGCCUGUUCUCCUCAAUUCCGUUUGGAAAAACACCUCUCAGUCCUGCAGGAUGUUUCUUAACAUUCACCAACUCAGUGGUAGGUUGUAAAUGAGACUGUGCAGAGCUAAUAUUUGGGAGCUUAGUGCUUUAUCACCCUUGAGCUGAUUAUGAUGCAGCUGGAGUGCCACCGGUGCCUUAUUGCACUUACCUGUCACAGCCUGACUACUGAAUUACCCCCAUAGCCUGACUACAUAAUGCCAUGGGAUGUGGCAUGGAGCAGAAGGGUUGCACUGAGGCUCCCUGGAAGAGGAGGAUUGAUUAAAUGCCAUUUUCAAAGAAGUGUAUUGGAACAAUGAGCAGUGCAUUGUCCAGCCCAAUCCCACAGACUCAGUGGGUACAGUUCUCAAAAGCCAGCAGCUGCAUUACAUCCCAACAAAGCACAGUUCUUGUGUUGAAUUUCCAAGGCCAGGUCUUUCAGGAUGUGUUGAGGAAGCUGGUUUCGGGGUGAUUAGCUUGAUGACAGUGAAUGGUAUCCCACCUACCAUUUUUACUUACUGCCUUCUUACAGUGUGGGGCCAGAAUGGGACUCUGAUCUCUCACUCCAGCAGCUGCAGCCCAUGCAUUUCAAAUGAAUGGUAUCUCAUUUAUGUUUCUAAAGCAGGGUGCUGGUUUUAUUUCCCUUGCCUUUUCCCAGAAAUUAUUUCUCUAUCUUGGAAAAAGAUUUCCCAUGUCACUGAUGUGUUUGUUCAGGAUUGUUUAGUCCCUGCUGAAGUUCCAGGUUCCCUGCGAAGUAGAGAGUUGAAGAAAUAAGAGGUUCCAAUAUCUUAUGUUUCAGCCUCUCCUGUCACAGCCCAGCUCACUUCUGGUGCUUUGUUUUACUGAUCUUAAAUGUCCCAGGGGGAACUGAGGAGUGGUGGCUGUGAUUGCACCCAGACUGUCCCUGUGAGGCCAAGACACAACAGUCCUCCUCCGUUUACCCUUUGACACUGUCCCUUCCAGUCACAGGACUGCCCCAUGCCUGGCACACAUCCCAUAGCUGGGUAUGUUGUCCUAGAUUUUACCUUGUUGCUUCACCCCUGCUCUCUCCUUCCUUAACUUGAUGAAGUUCAUUCAUGGCAGUGCCCUUCCAUCAUACUGUUGAGAGCCAUUAGGAUAAAGUUGAGCACAGGGCACCAGCAUUGCAGGGAUUCCCCCCCAAAGAUGUUUUGUUCCCCAGAGAAACAGCCUCAAGGAAUGUCCUUCCUCAUUAGGCUACUAGUGCAGCAGUGGCACUGCACCUUCUCCCAGGCAUUGCAGGGCCCAAAGCAGAGAGCCACAGAGCAGCUCUGUCAACUGGAAGAUCUCUGAAUCACCAUCUUCCUUUGUGACUGGCAGAACCAUCUUUAGCCACUGCAAUACAC
Messenger RNA from Strigops habroptila (Kakapo), 4559 nucleotides. RefSeq names its product phosphatidylinositol glycan anchor biosynthesis class L (gene PIGL). The coding region runs from base 81 to 803 and encodes 240 amino acids. Gene Ontology annotation, cellular component: endoplasmic reticulum. Gene Ontology annotation, molecular function: N-acetylglucosaminylphosphatidylinositol deacetylase activity. The transcript has 5 exons. Gene Ontology annotation, biological process: GPI anchor biosynthetic process. The record is from RefSeq and is a predicted model, not a curated record. NCBI's taxonomy places the organism in Eukaryota, Metazoa, Chordata, Aves, Psittaciformes, Psittacidae.